This is a messenger RNA of Patiria miniata (bat star), 793 nucleotides long. RefSeq lists its product as uncharacterized. The transcript is spliced from 5 exons. Lineage: Eukaryota; Metazoa; Echinodermata; Asteroidea; Valvatida; Asterinidae. The record is from RefSeq and is a predicted model, not a curated record. Bases 391 to 714 code for a protein of 107 amino acids.
ACCACACAGACAGCACGAUAGUCUUGCAGAGGAGAGCGUUUCUCACGAGUGGAUUUACAACUGACUGACCAAUCAACCUUCAUCAGAACUUUCUGAAGUUGUGGUGGUGGGAAAGUGGUGGUGGGAAAGCUAGGUUUUCAGGGAGGUUGCUGACAGCCAGGUGAUGACCAGCAUCUUUCACCAGUAGUCUCCUGGUCUUCCACUGCAUCUCCAAUUUCUUGCCACCACAGACGGAUGUUUCAGUGAAGUAGUUUUGCUGCAACCUCUCUGCCAUCUGCCAUGCGAUGGGCGCUAGAGCACAUCCCGUUGAGGAAGUCGGUAGCUAGGGGUGGAGGAGCAAAGUUCAAGUUAACAAAGCUGAUGUUUAAUGGUAGCUACUAGAGAUCCUGGAUGCUGACUCUGCCUGGGUUUUCAAGAUACCUGGAUCUCAAAGAUGAGCUGCUUUUGAUGCUGAAAUGCACUGACACGGCACUACUUUGUGACAUCACACAUCAGUCUUUGAUAAGACAGGACCUGAGUAACCUGAGUAAGUCAUCAGACGCCUGUUAUCAGAACCACAAGAAGAGGAAGGCAUGUGUUUCAAGUUUUCCUGCUCUUACUAAGGAGACGUUGCUCUUGAUGCUGGAAUGCCCUGAAACUGCACCACUUUGUGAUGACAUCAAACAUCAGAGAAACUACAUCCAAGGUGCCUUGGGCCUAUUUAGAAUGUACUAGGCUGUUAAAUGAGAAAAAAAGGUUAUAUGGGCAAUUCCAUGCUGGUGGAGACACAGAACCAAACAAUUAUUUCACGGUU